GCCGCGAGCGACUCGGCGCACUGCAACGCGCGCUGCUCAGCCCGACACGCAGACGAGAGCGACAGAGAGCAUGCUGCACAGCGCGCUGCCCGCGCGGGCCUACCUGGGCGCCUACCUCGGCGCCGGCUACUUCGAGGAGCCGCAGCCCUACGUGUACGCGGCCCAGCAGCAGCAGCAGCAGCAGCACGAGAGCUACGUGGCCGCGCAGCGCGCGGUCUUCCACGCCUGGACCAGCCACGCGGCCGCGCCGCCGCGGCCCGCCAGCCCCUGCCCGCUGGACCUGUCGCUGAAACCGCCGCCGCCGCCGCCGCCGGCCGCCAGCCCCAUCGAGGUCGACGACGAGGAGGACCGGCGCGGCCGCGAGCGCGCGCGCAGCCAGCACUCGGCCGAGGGCGCCGGCUACUACGCGCCGCAGCCGCUGCAGCCGCUCGCCGUGUGCCCGUCGCGGCCGCGGCCGCUCGAGGAGCUGGUGGUCGACGACCUGGACAGCCGCUCGUCGUCGCGCCUCAGCGGCUGCCCGGCGCUGCUCAGCCCCGACUGCCCGUCGACGCCGCACCACGCGCCCAUGACGCCGCCGAGCACGCCCUCGCCGCCGCAGUGCCCGGGCCGGCGCGCAAGGGCGCCCGCCUCGCCGGCCCUGACGCCCGCGCGCGACCGCCCGGGCGCCGCGGCCGCGCGCCCCAAGCGCAAGCCCGCGCGCCGGCUCAAGUUCGACGAGGACACCAGCAGCCCCGUCUCGGGCACCGUCAUCCUCGGGCCCGACGAGGCCGUGGUCACCGGCGACAUCGACCCCGCCUUCAACAUCGUGGAGGUGACCGAGGAGGCGCGCGCCGAGCUCGCCAAGAUCGAGAACCGGCUGGGGCCCUACCAGUGCAAGCUCUGCCGCCAGCUGCACGAGGACGCCUUCCAGCUGGCGCAGCACCGCUGCUCGCGCAUCGCGCACGUGGAGUACCGCUGCCCCGAGUGCGACAAGCGCUUCUCCUGCCCGGCCAACCUGGCCAGCCACCGGCGCUGGCACAAGCCGCGGCCCGAGCCGGCCGCGGCCGCCUCGCCGGCGGCGCCCGCGCCGGACGGCCUGGCGUGCGCGCGCUGCGACGCCAAGUUCGCCAGGCCGGCCGCGCUCAGGAAGCACCUGGCGCAGCAGCACCCGCCCGAGCAGAACAACAACGAGGACGAGCGGCCGGGCAAGGGCGCGGCCCUGGCCGCCGAGCUGGCCUGACAGGCCCAGCUGCCCGCGCGCCCGAUGCCCCUGCGUCACCACCACCACCACCACCACCACCACCACCAGCUCUACUGGAGAUUCGGCCUCGAUCUCAUGUAAGCGCCACUGCGAUUCUCUAGCGAUUCUCUGGCCGCUCCGGGCCUCGGCUACCUGCCUCCCUCCCUUGCUUACACUUUAUUUUUAUUGUCGCACUCCUGCUCUCCGGAGCGCCUACCGAAACAACUAACUCCCCGUCUAGUCGGUUAAGCUGUGCACAGAUAUUCGUGUGACUUUCUCUUUCGUUUAGCUUUUAGGGAAGGGCCUUCAUUGCAAUAACUUUAGUAUCUUGCAUUUCGGACUGAAUAGCUUAUUUAUAUGCAACAAAAAUGCCGGGUGAUACGAUUUCUUUUUCCUAUGCGUUAACUGUAUUCGAUUUUACGUCCAGUUGCUAUUUUUAUCGCGCUAAAGAAGUGCCGUUGCGACGUGGGCUUUCUGUCGCGAUGCAAAUUUCAAAAUGAGUGCAGUUUGCAGAAAGAAAAUUUAGUCCACGACAAAUUUUGGAAACCAAAGAAGAAAACAUGAAAAUGGAAUGAAGUUUGAAUCGAUUGAAAAUUUAAUCAAGAUGAAAAGUAAACUGCGCGCACUUUGAGAAACCGAUCGAAAUCUUUAAGUUCUGAUAAAAAUCGAUUGUGUAAUCUAGUCAUUGCAAUUUCUCGUUGAAUAUAUCAGCUUUGAAUGCCAAAAAUAUAAUGUAAAUUAGAUACUCUAGGAUAAGAUAUAAAGAUUAAUAAAGCGUUGAACCAAAUAUAUUCUCGCGGCUGUAUUACGGAAAAUAUUAUAAUACAUAAACUAAAAUUCAGACGUUGCUGAUACGAAAGAAAAAAAAUCUAGUCUUUUUGAUGCGGUCGUCAUUCCAAUAACGUUCUCUGGAAGCAAACCAAAAACUAUAGUGUUUAGUCUCGGAAUCUAGUCAAAUGAAGUGGAAAUGGAUGCUCUACACGAGCAAACUGAUUGGAAAAGGAGCCUUAUCCGAACCUUCAAUCAGUUUACUCGUACUUGGAAAAGGAUCUUUCAAUUUUCAUUUCACAAGAAAAAAUUAUGCCUCGAGAUCCACAAAGCGAAAAUCUAGUCGUCGAACCUUUCUUUGAAUAUUCUAGUCAAUCGAAUAUGUUUACAUCAUAGACAAGGAUACGAUCUCAUUAACGUGUAAAUAGAGCAAUGUUUCUUUUGUAAACAGCGUAAUGCCUAGCGAGCUUAUUAUUCUGUAAAAAAUGUAUAUUGCGAUAGCGAAGCGGUCGUCGAAAACUUGGUUGAUAAGUGUCAACAAUUUUAUGUAAAAAUUCU
Phymastichus coffea is the source of this 2545-nucleotide messenger RNA. Its product is annotated as insulinoma-associated protein 2-like. Gene Ontology annotation, molecular function: RNA polymerase II cis-regulatory region sequence-specific DNA binding; DNA-binding transcription repressor activity, RNA polymerase II-specific. Bases 71 to 1219 code for a protein of 382 amino acids. Gene Ontology annotation, biological process: negative regulation of transcription by RNA polymerase II; regulation of cell cycle process; neuron differentiation. Gene Ontology annotation, cellular component: transcription repressor complex; nucleus. The record is from RefSeq and is a predicted model, not a curated record. NCBI's taxonomy places the organism in Eukaryota, Metazoa, Arthropoda, Insecta, Hymenoptera, Eulophidae. The transcript has a single exon.